AUGUCUGUUCCAGGACCCUACCAGGCGGCCCCUGGGCCCUCCGUGAUGCCAAACGCGCCCCCUUCCUAUGAAGAGACGGUGGGCGUUAACAAUUACUUUCCUGCACCACCAGGCCCGGUGCCCGGGCCCACCACGGGGCUGAUGACCGGCCCGGACGGGAAGAGCGUGAACCCUCCUGCCUACUACACUCAGCCGGUGCCUGACCCCAACACCAACGCAAUUGCUGUGCAGACAGUCUAUGUGCAGCGGCCCGUGUCUUUUCUUGACCGCCCGAUUCAGAUGUAUUGUCCUUCCUGCAGCAAGAUGAUUGUGACUCAGCUGUCCUACAACGCCGGUGUCCUCACCUGGCUCUCCUGCGGGAGCCUGUGUCUUCUGGGGGGCGUCGCCGGCUGCUGUUUCAUCCCCUUCUGCAUAGACGCCCUGCAGGACGUGGACCACAGCUGCCCUAACUGCAAAGCUCUCCUGGGCACCUACAAGCGUUUGUAGGGCUCCCAGCCCUGCAGGAAGCCCGCGCACCUCCCGGUGGACCGUCACCUGGACAGUCCCGUCUCUCCAGGGCCCACCUCUUCGUCUGCUUUUGGAGGAAGGUACCGCGAAAGGAACAGGCCUCCAAACCCCGGAACGUGCUGCACGGGACGCGCGGAGACAGUCCCCUCACGCCCGCCGGCUGCCCAUGACCCAAGUCAGCCACUAACUGUGACAGUUCCCACCUGCAUCUCGGGGUGAUUUGCCCUUGACCGGCCUCUCUUCUUGCCUCAGUGGACCUUCCUGGCGGUGGCCUCCAACCGAGAAGCCACAGCUUGCCUCAGGCGAGGUGGUCCUGUCUGAAUCCCACCACCGCUCCAGUGCCCCCACGACACAGUGUUGCCUUCUUGGCUAAGGGUUUUUGCCUCUCGGAUACUCAUUGCUGGCUUCUCCUUGGCACACACAUUCACUUUAAUGUCUUAGUUUGUUUUUAAAGAUGGGGCUCUCCAUGCCCAGCAGACGCAGUAUGGUACAGUCCUUCAUGCACAAGAAAUUGAGGGGCGGGAUCCACUCACUGAUCCCCGCACGCCCCCCUUACUGCCCCUGUAUACAGAGGACUUUUUUCUCAGAGAGGAAUUGUUUGUAUUAGUUUUUAUGACUUUGUUUGGUCUUAAAUACUUUGAACAUCAUUUUGAAAGGAGGGUUUUUUAAUAGUUACAUCAUUUUGUGCCUUUUUCCAUCUCAGUUGCAAUCCCUGUGGGCUUCUCAUCACCAGAUCGCCCAUGGGCCGUCAUCAUCACUGCACUGCCUCCCCCGACUGUUUUGACCCCACCCCCCACUCCCGAUAAGAUGUCUCUGGUAUAUACUUGCUCAUUAUUAUUAUUAUUUUCUCCCCUGG
Molecule: messenger RNA, 1363 nt
Organism: Condylura cristata (star-nosed mole)
Lineage: Eukaryota; Metazoa; Chordata; Mammalia; Eulipotyphla; Talpidae
Gene: LITAF
Product: lipopolysaccharide-induced TNF factor
Exons: 3
Coding region: 1-486 (161 amino acids)
Biological process (GO): regulation of cytokine production
Molecular function (GO): zinc ion binding
Source: RefSeq, a predicted model, not a curated record